Molecule: messenger RNA, 2921 nt
Organism: Sinocyclocheilus grahami
Lineage: Eukaryota; Metazoa; Chordata; Actinopteri; Cypriniformes; Cyprinidae
Product: partitioning defective 3 homolog
Exons: 16
Coding region: 88-2646 (852 amino acids)
Biological process (GO): microtubule cytoskeleton organization; intracellular protein localization; establishment or maintenance of epithelial cell apical/basal polarity
Cellular component (GO): apical junction complex; cell cortex; adherens junction
Molecular function (GO): protein binding; phosphatidylinositol binding
Source: RefSeq, a predicted model, not a curated record
GAGGAGAGAGCAGGCAGCGGGAGGAACGGCAGGAUAGAGCCGGUGGGAAGGGCAGACUCCUGUGUGGAAUCAGCUUCACUCGAUGAAAUGUUGAAGCCGGUUGAGGUGUCCAAUGGCGGUGGGCCGCUAGGAAUCCACGUGGUGUCUUUCAGUGCCAGAGACAGAAGGACGCUGGGCUUGUUAGUGAAGAGGCUGGAGAGGGGCGGGAAGGCGGAGCGGGAUGCUCUGUUCCAGGAGAACGACUGUAUCGUCCGGAUUAAUAACGCAGACCUGCGCAACAUCCGAUUCGAACAGGCCCAGAAUUUGUUCAGACAGGCUAUGCGUUCUCCACUCAUCCUGUUCCAUGUAGUUCCAGCGGUGAAGAAAGCCCAGUACGAGCUGCUGUCUCAGAAUGAACUGGGUCUUCAGGCUGCUUCGGGCCCCGGGGACAGGGCCAGUCUGGUGGGAGGAGGUGUCGACUACAGCCCGUGGAGAAUGUCCAAAGCCGAAUCGACCCUGGGCUAUCCCACAUUACCGCACAUAGCAAACACAUCAAACAAGACCCCACCGGGCCCCAACCAGCCCUCCAGACCCACCAGUGCCGCCUCCACUGUGGGCUACUCUAAAAAGAUCGGCCGCAAAUUCAAUGUCCAGCUGAGGAAAGGUCCGGAGGGGCUGGGCUUUAGCAUCACCUCCAGAGACGUCCCGAUUGGCACUUCCGCCCCCAUAUAUGUGAAGAACAUCCUCCCGCGUGGAGCCGCCAUCCAGGACGGCCGUCUGAAAGCUGGAGACCGGCUGCUCGAGGUUAAUGGAGUGGAUCUGAAUGGUAAGACACAGGAGGAGGUUGUGGCUCUGUUGCGCUCGACUCCCAUGGGAGGCACUGUAGGUCUUCUCAUCGUCAGACAAGAGGACACUUUCCUGCCCCGCGAAGUGAAAGAACGAGAUGAAUUAAUUUUGACCCCGGAUGGAACGCGGGAGUUUUUGACGUUUGAGAUCCCUCUCAAUGACUCGGGAUCGGCCGGUUUAGGGGUCAGCGUCAAGGGCAAUAGAUCGAAAGAGAGCCACGCCGACCUGGGCAUUUUCGUCAAGUCUAUAAUCACUGGAGGAGCCGCCUGCAAGGAUGGGCGUCUGAGGGUCAAUGACCAGCUGAUAGCAGUUAAUGGAGAGUCUCUGCUGGAGAAAACCAAUCAGGAAGCCAUGGAGACCCUCCGCAAGUCCAUGUCCAUCGAGGGCAACAAGAGAGGCAUGAUUCAGCUGAUCGUGGCCCGGCGGAUCGCAGGGAGGGGAGAGGAGGCUCCAGGUAGCCCGCCUGUGCUUCUGAACUCUCCACGAGACGAACAUGAGCGAUGGAUCUCUCAGUCGCUGUAUUCCGGAGAGAGCCUGGAUGACAACCACACCCCACGACCCACCAUGAUGGGUAGAAUGAUGGGACACUACCAGCUGUCCCCCACUGUGAAUAUGCCCCAGGACGACACCGUCAUCAUUGAAGAUGAUAGGCCACCUGUUCUUCCUGCCCGCUUGUCUCACCAAUCAUCAUCCAGCUCCCACGAUGACAUGGGAUUUGUGACAGAAAUGCCAGGAUCCUGGCCCAAAGAUGUCCAGAUACAGGACGCAAGCACACUCUGUCCAGACGCAGAUAUGGAUGACGUGUUUCAGAGGGAAGGCUUCGGCCGGCAGAGCAUGUCAGAAAAGCGGACCAAACAGUACAGCGAUGCCGCUCAACUGGAGAUCGUCACGAGUCGCAAGUCGAAGAGUAUGGACCUAGUAGCCGACGAGUUUAACCUCACUCCCCGCACAGAGAGGACCGAAGGCAACUCCACGCGAGAUGUGGGACCGUCGUUGGGUUUGAAGAAGUCGAGUUCCUUGGAGAGCCUCCAGACGGCUGUUGCCGAGGCGACGCACAACGGAGACGUCUCGUUCCACAGGCCACGCCCCAGAAUCAUCAGGGGGCGCGGCUGCAACGAGAGCUUCAGGGCGGCCAUCGACAAGUCUUACGACAAGCCUGGUGUGACCGUGGUUAACCCCGAUGAAGAUGACGAGGGCAUGGACACACUGGAAGAAGAUACAGAGGAGAGUUCCCAAUCAGGCCGCGACUCCAUUUCCACAGCCACAGAUCUGUCCCUCCCACCCUCCAACACAGAGAAACAGCUGAAUGGAGGACGCACCAAAGAUGACAAGAAGAAGGAGCGAGGAGGGCAGGACAAGAAAGACAAGAGCAAAGCCAAGAAAGGCGUGCUGAAGGGCCUGGGCGACAUGUUCAGGUUCGGCAAAAACCGCAAAGAUGAGAGGCAAGGGGACAAGAUGGAGCGGAAAGGGUCCAGCAAGAGCAAGAUGGAGGAAAGUCAGGCCACCGAGGAGGAGACGCAGAGAAUGAGGCUGGAGCAGGAGAGGAUUCAAGAGAAGACCAGGGAGCUCCGAGAGCGACAGGCCAGAGAACGAGACUACGCUGAGAUCCAGGACAUCAGCCGAAACUUCAGCUCCGACGAGGAGCACACCUACGCCGGGAUCGGCUCUCUGUACUCGUCCCUGGACAGCAGUAUGGACCUGAGCCAUAACCCCGGUCCAGAGCGUCCUCAGAGCCCCCGAGACCAGGCCUUGCCCUUAGAGGCUCUUUACGCACAGGUCAACAAGCCCCGCAACGGACGCCCUCCAUCUGCAGACAGGUAAGCACUCACAGCUUCUCAUUGCCAAGGACUUCCAUCCUUCAAAAUCGCCGUGACGUGAUGCACAGGCUGCUUUUGUUGCUGAGAUUUUGAGUGUUUGUCAGGACAGUUAAGCAAUGCUUGGCUAAUGUAACGGGACGGGAUGUGACAUGUUCUUGACUUGAAAGAAGCAACCUUGGCUAUGUAAUUGCAAAGCUUUGCAUAAUGUGAGCUAAAGUGUGUUUUCUCGCUGUUGUGAGCUGUCAAAUAUUUCUCAUUUUGUAAGGUUGGAUAGGGUGA